This is a messenger RNA of Pararge aegeria (speckled wood butterfly), 2772 nucleotides long. RefSeq lists its product as uncharacterized. Lineage: Eukaryota; Metazoa; Arthropoda; Insecta; Lepidoptera; Nymphalidae. Bases 223 to 1572 code for a protein of 449 amino acids. Gene Ontology annotation, cellular component: cytoplasm. The record is from RefSeq and is a predicted model, not a curated record. Gene Ontology annotation, biological process: mitotic spindle organization; cell population proliferation. The transcript has a single exon.
CGUCAGUUUCAAAACUAAAACAUCCGUUAUUUUCGUAAAUUCAAUUUUCAACGUUCAGGUUCUUUGUGAGUUUGACGAUUCUGGAUUAUUUGUUUUUCACCAAUAAUGAAAUGAAUAUUGUGACAUAAUCGGAAUUUUCAAAGUAUUCAAAAGAUUUGCAUUACCGUGUUGAAAUAGUGAGACACGUUCGAGUACGUAAAUAAAGAUAUUGAAAAGACAGACAUGGCGUCUGAUGAUAAUUUUAGAACACCUGUAUCUUCGACCGAAGACCUUAUGACCUUAUCUCCUAAAAGACUUGGACUCGAGGAACCAGACAUGAAGAGCGAUUACCUCACCGACGGCGAGUUUGACAGCAUAUGCGAUAUAACCAUGAGAGAAAUCCGUGACGAUAACGUAUUUAUUGACGCUACUAGCUUAGAUUACCUGGACAAGUGUACUAUGUCGAAAAAAAAUCAAACAUCAUUAGAGAGAGGAAAGGACAGCUUGUUUGUUAAAUUCGAUCCUCUGUAUGCGAAAUCGUUCCUAGCGCACUGUACUCAACAAAAGUCUUUGGACGAGUUAUCACAAAGUGACAUCGGUUACGAAACUGCGAGCAACAAUUCUAUAUUAAAUGACGGUGCGGCACAUUCCAGACAUACUUCAUCUGCAGGAUCCAUGACCUCCAAGUGUGGGAUUGAUAAGCCAACACAAGUAGUGAGCCCAGUAGUGAGCGCAGAAAUGCCCAAGCUCCUUCCAACGCUACCAGGACCUACCCCAGCCCUCGUGCGCAGCGUCUCUGCGAUCCUCACGCCUACCCAAGCGGGUCCCGAGAGAUUGAUUUACCUAUCUGGGAGCACCCCUCCCACUGCUGCACCACGUAGCCCACGUACCAAGUUUUGUAGCGCCCAAGACUUCAAUCAUGUACAAUCCUUACGACUCAUCCUACAGAACCAAGACCAAGAGCUCUCUCAUCUCAAACACGAGAACAAGGAACUGAAAUACACAAUACAAAAGACAAGAGAAGAAACUGACAUUAAAAUUAAGAAACUGGAAGGUGAGCUGAAAACAAUGGUACACAAAGAAUGCAAGUUAGUGCAACAAAUCAAUGACAAAACAUUAAGUAACAAACAAAUGUCGAUAGUUAUGGAGGAAUAUGAGAAAACAAUUUCAUUGCUCAUUGAUGAAAAUGAAAAACUAGCAGCUGAUAGGGACGAAGCGUUGAAGCAUCUCUCAAUUAUGGAGAGCUCCUUUAGUGAUCUUUUGGCAAAAUACGAGAAGUGUAAGGGUGUGAUAAAUGAAUUUAAAGAAAAUCAAAAAGUGUUGCGUGACAAAAUAACAGAGUAUGAAACUGGAUUGAACAAGUAUGAAUCUUUAUAUAAUACACUGAAAAAAGUUACUACAGAGAGUCUAAAUGAAGCUAACAAAACUUUGGAACAGGUCAACAAAGCACACAGCAUAGAGAUAACUAAAUUAAAUGCCACAAUUAAAAAACAAGAAAUCACUAUGUCUUCCCUACAGGAAAAUCUUUUACAAAAAUCAAGAGACAUUGAAGAAUUGACUAGAAUCUGUGAUCAACUUAUAAAUGCUAACUAAGAGAAUGGUAACAGAAUUAAAUUAUGUCUCCUCAACUGAAUAUGUGAUGAGCCAAAUUCAAUUGUAGUAUUCUUAUAGCUAUUAUCAGAAAAGCACUACCAUCCACUAAUGUAGUGAGGAGUGGAUAGGCAUUUAACCCAAUAUACCAUGCUUUAGGUGAAGUUUCUAUUGUGCCCUACCAGCAUACGCACUUUAAAACCUACCUUGCUUUUGUGAACCGACUAAACAGAGAUUUUCAUUAGGUUUUCACUUGUUCUGUCAUCACCUGGCAGUUCCUUUCUUAUCAUUGUACUCUGGGGGCUGCUGUUAUGAUAAGAUAUUAUAUUCUCUUAUUUAUUAACUCGCAAACAAUUUUAAUUACCUUAAUUGUUCUAAAUUGUUACUUGUAUAACAUACUAGUGUAAAUUUGUCUUUCUGUGGCCUUCUAUGGCAGAAUUAGAAUGUGCUGUCUGUGGCUAUAGAAUUUCACCUUUCAAAGCUUAUUAAAUGCAACAGUGUGUGCUGCAGCCCAUUAUGGGCCUGGGCAUUUAUUUUCUCAAGCUAUAACUUUUCAUAGAUUAAAAAUAUAUCAUUAAAUUUGACUCUACAUAUUUUAAUCAUGGAUAGUCAUAAAAGUAAGCUGGUGUCUUAAUCCUUAUUCUAUUUUAAUUUGUAUCAUAUUCACAAAGUACAAUGACAUUUUAUUAUGUUUACUUAAAAUUUUAUAGUUAUUUACUUGAAGAUCUUCGGCAGCUGUAUAUGAUGUGUAAUUGAGGUAUUAUUAUGUGGUAUAUAAAUUUCCAAAUGAUUAAAUGGUGCUUUUGUAGUGACUUAAAAUAUAAAUUACAAUUACUUUUUGCCUAAUUUUCAUUAGCAUUCCAUGAGAUAUAUGAUUAAUCAUUAAUGGGUUUUAUUAAUGAUAUACACAAGAAGAAUGCAAACAUUUGUUAUUUUAGAACUGAUCAAAUGAAAGGUUACCGAGACAUCCAAUAAUCAAUAUUAUAAUGAAUACAGGAAAAAAUUAUUUGUUAAGUUCUGAGGUAUUGAUUGGUAUUUUAGAUUAGUAACCUAGUUUUAGUCUUUAAUAUUUACCUAGUUAGCUGCCUUACUUAUAAAUUGUGUUAAAAAGAAUCUCAUGUCUCGUUAAUUUAAUCCUGUUUAGUAUUUCGUUAGUCACAUUUCUUUAGAAACUUUCUGUGACAAAUAAAAUUUCUAAUGUUA